AUGCCGUAUCCGCCCGCGCCUCGGGUCGCGCAACAGCUCCGGCCAAACGGCAGCCAGGCCGCCUGCGAUCCCUGCCGCGCGCGCAAGGUGGCGUGCGACCACGCCCGCCCAUCCUGCUCCCGCUGCCGCUCCAAGAAUAGGGGGAGCGAGUGCUUCUACUCUGCCAACGCCGCGCGCCGCGUCAAGAACGUCAGCAACGGCACCGUCCUCCCCGGCCCCGGCCCCGGCCCCGACACCACCCUCCUGCCCUCCCCGAGCGAUGCCCAGUCCGCCGUCGCCCCCUCCAUCGUCGCCACCGCCUCGGCCCUCUCCUCGUCGCUGCCUUCGCAGCAGCACAACUCGUACCGCCCGUCCAAGCGGCCGCGCCCCAACACCAGCAUCGGCUACAACUCGGCCUUCGACGAGGCACGUCCAGAGCUGCUCUUCGGCACCUUGCACACCAACCUCUACGGCCACUUCUCCCCCACCAUCCAGCCGGAGCAGGACCGUCGCGUCAUCUUCGCCGAGCUUCCACUCCCCGUGCGUGAGACAUGCAUGGCCGUCCUCCGCGCUCUCCCCGGCCAACGCGACGCCCAGAUGACCUACAUCGACGGUGACUUCCAGGCCAAGGGCUGGCUCCAUCUCGCCGCGCAUCGCAUCGUCCGCUGGCUGCAGGCCGUGCUCGCCGAGGUCCCGGGACGGGGCGAGCAGGAAACCCUCGAGCGCGUAGCAGAAGUCAUAUCCACCAACACGUCAAGGCCGCUUCGUGGUCCGUUCCCCGACUGGGAGUCGUGGUUGAACUGCUUCGUCGGCGCCAAUACGAGAUGGGAGUCCAUAGGCUACCUCUGGACUCAUAUGGAGAGCAUUUCAGAUAUCCUGGAUGCCCUCAUUCCAAGGAAGCUGGUCCGCUCAGAAAACUGUAAAUCAGACCAAAUAGCCAAGUAUCAUGUGGACAGCUGCAUCCGACUCGCGCGUCAAUUUACGGAGGAGAGUGAUUUAUUAGCCGAGCUAUAUCGUCGAAGAUCGAUUCUCGUAUCCAUGGUGGACGGUGAAUCAGUUAUUUACGUGUGGGCAUCAUUAGGAUUGCCGAUGUGGGAGGCCCACGGCGCAAAUGUAGCGUAUAUGGUCUUUCUCGGCUUGCACGCUCAGGAGAAUACCUCCCAGUAUACCCCGACCGCAUGGUCAGAGAAUAAUCGGCGAAUGGCGGCCGGCACUUUUGUAUUCGAUAAACUCGGAGUCAUGCUUACGGGGCGGCCCCCCCUCAUCAGCCAUCGCUACUACACGGCGCCGCUGCCGCUUGAUCUUCGCGACGAAGACCUCAUCGCCGGAUCCACUACCCUCGCCAACGCCAUCAACUCUCUCGACGAACGAGGUUGGAAUACAGAGGGCGGUUUGUAUUCGGCGACCGUGGUGCGAGCCCGUACCAUGAUGGCGUUAAUUCGAGACGAGGUUAUUGAAUUGACCAUGAGUAACGGUCGCAAUCCGAGUCUAGAAUAUCUCAUGGAUCUCAAAGAUCGUCAAUACACCUUGGUAUCCGAGUUUCCAGUCAGCCUCAGGUACGAUCCGCAAGACCUCGAAGCUCCCCAUGUAGACAUACACGGUCUCUACAUGAAGAUUAUCACCCAGCUCGAACAUCUCCAAAACCUCUUCUUCAUCGACAGGCUCCUAAUCCGUUGCGGGUAUGCCAUUCGGGAUAACUUGCUUGAGACGAGCCUUGGGCUAGCGGUCUUGGCCCUCCACCUUUGGAUUCAUAAGGAUCAAUUCGCGGGGGCCGUUGUGGCGCGCAGCUUUGAGUGGAUUAUGCUUUCGUACGGCGCGCCUGCCGCCGGCAUAUUAUGCCAAGAGGUGCUGGGGGCGGGCGAGCACAGCAAGGAUCCGAACAUCGGCCGUGCCACCGUCAUUCAGCAGCUCAGCCUGCUCGUCGGCUUCUUUGACUGGGUUCGGCCGUCGAUGCCGAACGCGAAGCUGUGCGCCAACUGCAAGGCCAUCAUCCAGCAGGUGCUCGACCAGUGCCUGAACACGAGUCCCGAGGACGCUCUGCCGACCUUCCCCGUAUGGGACCUGAGCGAUCAGCCAGACUUUAGUUUUGAGCUGAUGGAUACCUUUGACUGGCUGCGGGCCGCUGAAGAAUAG
Molecule: messenger RNA, 2112 nt
Organism: Cordyceps fumosorosea ARSEF 2679
Lineage: Eukaryota; Fungi; Ascomycota; Sordariomycetes; Hypocreales; Cordycipitaceae
Product: Fungal transcriptional regulatory protein
Exons: 4
Coding region: 1-2112 (703 amino acids)
Biological process (GO): regulation of DNA-templated transcription; DNA-templated transcription
Cellular component (GO): nucleus
Molecular function (GO): DNA binding; DNA-binding transcription factor activity, RNA polymerase II-specific; zinc ion binding
Source: RefSeq, a predicted model, not a curated record